AUGUCCAUCGGAAUCCAUGCCUCGAGUUAUGAGGCCUUCUGGGUGGAUCUCACGGGCUCCUUCACAUGCAACUGUCCCUUGACCUGCUCUCCUCCAUCGUCCUACCAAGGCUCUGUUUGGUCUCCGGUUCAAACCGACGUAGCUUCAGAAGUCACCGCCACAGGAACAGUAAGAUCGCGUGUUCCCAGCCCUCUGCGGAAUGCGACUGGGAUAACUUUCGGUGUCGACUGCCAACACGUCUGUUUUAAGGAUAAUUGCGAUGCCAAAUUUGCGAAUAAAGAGGAUUUCGAGCUUCAUUCGAGAGUUGGACAUUUACAUAUUUGCCUUUGGGGGGACAACGGCCCGUGCGACAGCGCCGGGUUUGCGACGAGGGAAGAGCUCAAUUGGCAUGUUAAACGCGAACACCUUCUAUUAUGCCCAGUUCUUGGCUGUGCUGAAGGCGCAUUUGCGAGCAAAGAUCUUCUCGAUUGCCACCUGAAAUGCGCCCAUGGCAGUACGGCAGCGGACAAGGACAAUUUUCCCCGACCGUCUAGUCUUCUUAAUCCCGCAGAUAUUCCUGCGGGUGCGUCAACGAAGAGUGCUCAAAAGCAAGUUUCUUCCAUGAAGUCUGCGGUGGAUGAAGACAAGGCGCUCAAAAUGGAAAUGUCUAUCGGGAUUUCGAAGAAACGUUGUCGAGAACAGCUAAGGGCCGUGCUCGAAAGGAGAAUGAAAAGAGCCAAUGGUAAUACACCAAAAACUACCGAUAGUCCCGGGGCUAUCACAUACCGUACACCCAAACCAUUGGAAUCAGCGAGCUUCCCAGUCAUCUGGGAGCAUGGUGUCCUUCCAUUUCUCGUCGAAUUUAUCCCGAAGUGGUGCGGGCCGGGCCACAUGAUCAGCGUGGCACGUUGGAGAAAACCAAAUUCUCGGCGAAUCUGUAUCAUGACCAAGCAACCUGUUUCUAGAGCCCGGAGGCUACUCAUUGCGGAACAUGUAAGAGAUUUGCUUCCGGAAACUUACCGCAACUUGGUUGUAUUUGCAUUCUCUACUGGAAAAGUAGAGCGACUUGUCUGGGCACGAGGCCUGGGCAAGGAAAUGCCCGACGAGAUUUGCCAACCACGUAAUCCAUUCUGCUACGUGAACCCGUGCAUGGGUGACAGUAUUGGAACAACAUCGGAAGAUGGCGACGAAGCUACGGCAACUCUAGGCCCUCUUAUAACGAUCGACGGUGGUAGUUAUUGGCUAGUUAGUUUCCAUCCGUUCGUGGAUCUAAGUAAAGGGGUACAUCCUGUGACUGUUGAGCAUCCGUCUCCAGCCGAUCGUAAGGAAUGUGUUAGCAAGGGACAUGACAUUCUCAGCAGCAUCAUUUCUGACUUCAAGAUUGGCGAUUUGACGGCAACUUCUGGCUUUGACCUAAAAACUACUCGGGUAUCUCAUGAUCCGUAUUGGGAAGAUUGUGAUAAGGAGCCUCCGUUGGUCGUCACAGACUGGGCAUUAAUUCCGGCAAGAAGUCGACAAGCUAAUUUGCUUAGGAAAUUUCCUGCAACAAAUCAAAGGCGGGAACACCCAAUUACGUCUAUGGGUUCAGUUGUCCCCGAAAGAACGGUGUGCUCAACGGGACGUACGUCAGGCUUCCAGCGGGGCCAGGUAUGCGAGAUACCUGCAUAUCUUGAUGGCUCAGAAAAUGGCACAGGGAGAGCAUCUCGCGAAUGGUACAUAGAGGAACCAUACCCUUACGAUAAUGAGAACGAGUGGAUACGCAGUGGCAUAGGCGUCGAAGGUGAUAGUGGUGCUGCCAUUGUUGAUUGUGAGAGCAAUGCUAUUAUCGGUCAACUUUGGGGGCGGAAUAAAUACUAUGGCCCUGGUCCACGCCAUACUUUUUUUACUCCGAUAUUUGACAUCUUUGAUGAUAUUCAGGAGCGGUGUGGCCAAGAGCAACGAGCUCGGCUCCCGCAAUUCCGUGACGAAGCAGAUUGUUGGCCCACAUACCCGAUAUGCAAGCAAUGUUUCGAUCUUGGCGAAUACCUUGAGAGUCGGCGCAGCUCAGGAGCAUCAUUAGUAUCAAUGAUAGGCGUGGGCGAGGCUGGGGCCGGAGAAUUUGACAACGAUCUUACAUCCGUAUCAGAAUUAGCAACUCCGAAGGAUCAGUCACAUCUAGUACGCCACAUAGGACCCGACGAGGUGACCACGUCAUUCGGAUCUCCGGCACCGAUUCACGCUUUCUAUAGUCUUUCACAAGCAAUGUCUCCUGGGAAUUCCGAGUUGCGAAGUCCUUACGCGCAGGCUCUAAAUGAUGAGGAUCUUUACGAAAGAUGUGCAGAUGCGAACGAAAACGCAUUUGGGAAACGUCCAGCCUUUCCAACGCCAAUGGCACGCAGCGGAAGCCAACAGAUGGCGAAAAGACGAAGGUUGGAGUAG
This is a messenger RNA of Hypoxylon trugodes, 2397 nucleotides long. RefSeq lists its product as uncharacterized. Bases 1 to 2397 code for a protein of 798 amino acids. The record is from RefSeq and is a predicted model, not a curated record. The transcript is spliced from 2 exons. NCBI's taxonomy places the organism in Eukaryota, Fungi, Ascomycota, Sordariomycetes, Xylariales, Hypoxylaceae.